GGCGGGGGGGGAAGCGAGGCGUGCGCAUGCGCGCCGGGGCCCGCCUCCGCCUCCGCCGCGCCGCCGCCCUCGUGCCUGCGGAGAGGCUGGCGCUGCCGGGCGCGCGCGCCGCCGGGCUGCUGAGCCAGUGCGCGCGGGCAGGCGGGAGCCGGCGAGGAGGGCACCGAGGAGCCGGUGCGGGGCACCACCGCGCGGAGGGGGCGCGACGCGGCGGCUGCCCGCCCCAGCGCCGAGCCGCCGCCGCCGCCCGCCCGCUAGGAGGGAGCGGCGCCGCCGCUCGGCCUCCCCGCCUCCCGCUCCUCCUCCUCCCCCCCCCCACUCCUCCUCCCGCGGUAGCGAGCGAGCGAGAUGGCGGCGGCCGGGGCUCUGGCUAAGCACGAGCAGAUCCUGGUGCUCGAUCCGCCCACCGACCUCAAAUUCAAAGGUCCCUUCACAGAUGUAGUAACUACAAAUCUUAAACUACGAAAUCCAUCAGAUAGAAAAGUAUGCUUCAAAGUGAAGACCACAGCACCUCGUCGAUACUGCGUGAGGCCGAACAGUGGAAUUAUUGAUCCAGGAUCGUCUGUAAUUGUUUCAGUAAUGCUACAGCCUUUCGACUAUGACCCAAAUGAGAAGAGUAAACAUAAGUUCAUGGUACAGACAAUCUAUGCACCACCAAAUAUUUCAGAUAUGGAGGCAGUGUGGAAAGAGGCAAAACCUGAUGAAUUAAUGGACUCCAAGUUGAGAUGUGUGUUUGAAAUGCCCAAUGAAAAUGAUAAACUGAAUGAUAUAGAUACAAGCAAAUCCACCCCAGUACUGAAUACAUCUAAACAGGAUGGACCGAUGCCAAAACCACAUAGUGUUUCACUUAAUGAUACUGAAACAAGGAAGCUAGUGGAGGAGUGCAAAAGACUUCAGACAGAAGUUAUGAAGCUGUCGGAUGAAAAUCGGCACCUGAGAGAUGAAGGCUUGAGGCUCAGAAAGGUAGCACACUCGGAUAAAUCUGGAUCACCCACAGCCUUGGCCCUCAGAGAUAAUGGCUCUAAUUCUCUUCCUUCACUUCUUGUUGUAAUUGCAGCCAUUUUCAUUGGAUUCUUUCUAGGGAAAUUCAUCUUGUAGAAAGAAUGAGUGAGAGAAGCAUGCAAAAUGCAGCUUCUUUUCUUUUCUUUUUUUUCUCCCUUGGCCAGAAAAAGAUUUGUUUACCUACCACUUCAUUGGUAGUAUGGCCCAAGUGACCAUUUUUGUGUACAGCAUCAUAACAGGCUUUGCCUUUAAUGAUCUCGCACGGUUAGAAAACACAAUUUAAAAAGACAAACUGUUCGGCUACUGGACAAAAUUUUACAUUAAAUCAUCAAUAGCAGGUGUCAGUUGCACAUUCAGUCCUUUAUGAAAAUUCAUAAACAAAAAAUUGUUCUUUCUUUCUGUGGUUUUAAUAAGAGUUCAGAAAUUGUUCAGAGUCUUGUAAAUGUUAUUUUAAUAAUCCUUUAAAAUUUUAUCUGUUGCUGUUACCUCUUGGAAAAAUGAUUUAUUAGAUUGCUAAUCCCACUCAUUCAGGAAUAUGACAAGAGGUAUUCUGGGGGAAAUGGUGCCUCUUUCUGUGUAAAUUUUCUCCUUACCUUACUUUGCUAAUAUCAUGGCAGAAUUUCUUUCUUAUCCCUUGUGAGGCAUUGUUGAGAGUUUUUCAUCCUUGCAAUCCUGUCCCAUAAUAUUUAACAUUACAAGAGAAAUAAAAUUGUUAACAGAUUUUCUGCUGGGUAGCCUGUUUGUGUGUGUCGUACUUUUAGAAGGGAUUCCUAACAAGUUCAUUGUUCAUGGUAAUUUGCUACUUGUAACAAAUGCUAUUUUAAAAUUUGUUUGCAUAAGUCUCUGGCUUAGACUGUUGUAAUUGAAGCUUGAAAAAAUUAAUAAGGGUUUCCAUUCUGUUUGUUAAAAAGUGAACUAUUUUCUGGCUGCUUUCAGCUGCAGAGAAGAUAAUUAUCCAGCUUCUUUUGGGACAGAAUAAUUUGGAUAUCCAGCAGGUAUAAAUAGCAGAAAUAAAUGUUUUCAGUAUAUUAACAGUUUGCUUGGAUUGUGCAGGAGUGUAAUAAUCGAUCUUCUCUUCCAUCUUUGGGUCUUUUGGGUGUCUUCUAGGCGUCAACAUUAUCCUUUGAUUUCGUAAGAGUACUUAAUUCAAGAAUGCUAACUUACUCAGUUUGUAAUUCCAUUUUAGCAGAUAUCCAGAAACACAAUUUGAAUGAUUCAGACACCCAUACUGAAUUCCAUGAUGCAGAAGAGUUGAUAUUUACUGAGUGAGCCUUAGUUGCUCACCUUUGGAAAAGGAAAGUAAUUUUUGUGCAACUUCUGGCAGAUCUACCUACGUUAACCAUGUAUAUCUAAGUUUUAAAGAAUGCAUUUUUGGGUCUGAAAUGCUUCCCUGCACUUAAUCUUGUGUCUUGCCUCAUCUCUGAAUAUGUCAUAGAAAACAACAGUAAUAUUGGAACAAAAUAUUAUUUGUGCUUCUGACUAAGCAUAAUCCAAUACAGGGAAUUACUUGUAAACUGAAAAAUUACAGAAGAGAUGUACUCCUGUAAGCAAAAUUGUGUAUACUCUUGGAAAGCCUGACUUGAUGUGGUGCAGCUAAGUGUGUUAGACCUUGGUAUAUGCACACAUUAUGUAGCUGAGAAAAAUGUUCUAGAGAAGAGUUGCAUUAUUUUGGUUGCCUUUGAUUUCUAGUGCUUUUUUUUAAAAAAAGAAAAAAAAAACUAUGAUCACAUUAUGUACUGUCAUUGCUGUCUGUGAUAUUUUUAUAAAAUCUUGCAUAUAUGCAAGGCAAAUGAUGAAGAAAAUACAAAUACUGCUUAUCUUUUCAGUUAAGCAUGCAAAUACAGAUGUUUCCAGUUAUAUAUUCUGUCUGCCUUCAAGUCUCCUUUCACUCCAGUGACUGGAAGAACUGUGCUAAGGUCUUGAUUAUUUUGAUUCCGCUGGUUCAUAGUGGUGUAAUUCUCCAAUUUUAUCUCUAACAGAACAUUGACACAUCAGACUUCAUAGCCUGUUCCAAACUGAUUGCAUGGAAAAUGAUGAGGGCAACAGUGUGCAGCUUCAGACAGGGCAGUCAUCCCUACCUUGAAGGGAGGAAAUAAGCAACUGGGAAGAUAUUAGAGUGUACAGAGGUUUUCAAGGGUAGCUAGCACUUUCAGGACUUGCAAGCAGGAAAAAGGAGUCAUUUAUCAAUGCAGCCAACUCAGGUUUGCUGUCUGGCAGCAGUACUGUGAAGGGCCACCAGUAAUAAAGUAAAAAAUAAUGAUAAAAUCAAAACUUUUUUUAAUAAAUACAAAACAGGUGGUGGUAAAACUUGGUCAUGGUUGGUGUAAUGUCUUCAAAGUGAAAGUGUGCAGAGUACUUAUUAAUGGUAUAAGGAGACUGUGUUGGUUUCCAGUAAUGCCUUCAUUAGCUGUAUAUAAAAUGUAAUGCUAAAACUAUUUUGCUCUCAGGAGUGACUUUGGAUGAGAUCAGCUGUAUUCAGUGAAUUAUGUAAUAUGGAUUAAAUUGUUUGUCUCUGUUCCUGAAA
Molecule: messenger RNA, 3526 nt
Organism: Dromaius novaehollandiae (emu)
Lineage: Eukaryota; Metazoa; Chordata; Aves; Casuariiformes; Dromaiidae
Gene: VAPA
Product: VAMP associated protein A
Exons: 6
Coding region: 349-1098 (249 amino acids)
Biological process (GO): neuron projection development
Cellular component (GO): endoplasmic reticulum membrane; plasma membrane
Molecular function (GO): FFAT motif binding
Source: RefSeq, a predicted model, not a curated record